AUGGCCCCUUACACCCCCGAAACUCCCAUCAGCGAGCUCAUCGCCGACUACGCCUCCAUCAUCAAGGGCAAAACGAUCCUCACCACUGGCGUAACCCUCAAGGGUCUCGGCGCAACCUUUGUCGAGGCCACCGCCACCGCAUCCCCCGGCCUCCUCAUCCUGGCCGGCCGCACCGCCUCCAAGCUUGAGGACCUCUCCAAGAGCCUCGCCGCAGCUCACCCAAACAUCAAGACCCGCCACCUCAUCGUCGACCUGACCUCCAUGGACUCGGUUCGCAAGGCUGCUGAGGAGGUCAAUGGAUGGGAUGACGUUCCCAAGAUUGACGUCGUUGUUAAUAAUGCGGCUGUCAUGGCUAUUCCUUAUUCUGUGACGGCGGAUGGCUUUGAGACGCAGUUUGCUGCUGGUCAUCUUGGACACUUUCUCUUGACCAACCUCAUCAUGGAAAAGAUCCUCGCGUCCGAGUCUCCUCGCGUCGUCAAUAUCUCUAGCAACGGCCACAGCUUCAGUCCCGUCCGCCACUACGAUCCUCACUUUAGCGCAAAGACGUAUAACAUGUGGGCGGCUUACGGACAAACAAAGACAGCCAACAUGCUCUUCUCUCUGUCCCUGGCCCAGAAGCUGGGAAGUAGAGGUCUUCAGUCGUACAGUGUGGACCCAGGUUUGAUCAUGACUACUAACCUGGGAACCCACCUGGACUUUUCAUCCCCAGACAAGGAUCUGGCAAGUCUCUUGCAAGCCCAUCGCGAGCGCGGCCACCUCGAGGGCUGGGAGUUCUUUGCGCCCAUCCCUGUAGAGGUUGGAGCAGCCACGCACGCCUUUGCUGCAUUCGACCCCAAUAUCAAGGCGAGCAACGGUGCUCACCUCCUCAAGUCCCGCGUCUCUGACCCUUACGUCGACACUGUCAAGUCCUGGGCGAGGGAUAUUGUCGAGGCGGACAAGACGUGGAAGCUUAGCGAGGAGCUUGUCAAGCAAAAGUUUAGCUACUGA
This is a messenger RNA of Fusarium vanettenii 77-13-4, 987 nucleotides long. RefSeq lists its product as uncharacterized. The transcript is spliced from 4 exons. The record is from RefSeq and is a predicted model, not a curated record. The coding region runs from base 1 to 987 and encodes 328 amino acids. Lineage: Eukaryota; Fungi; Ascomycota; Sordariomycetes; Hypocreales; Nectriaceae.